Daphnia magna is the source of this 4466-nucleotide messenger RNA. RefSeq names its product guanine nucleotide-binding protein G(s) subunit alpha (gene Galphas). The transcript is spliced from 10 exons. The record is from RefSeq and is a predicted model, not a curated record. Gene Ontology annotation, cellular component: heterotrimeric G-protein complex. The coding region runs from base 794 to 1933 and encodes 379 amino acids. NCBI's taxonomy places the organism in Eukaryota, Metazoa, Arthropoda, Branchiopoda, Diplostraca, Daphniidae. Gene Ontology annotation, molecular function: G protein-coupled receptor binding; G-protein beta/gamma-subunit complex binding; GTPase activity. Gene Ontology annotation, biological process: sensory perception of chemical stimulus; adenylate cyclase-activating dopamine receptor signaling pathway.
UAACACACAGUGGUGUUUUGAGCAAGUAUGGCGGCUCUCAGCAGAAGCAGCAGAGACGACGGCUGGCCGCUCCGUUUGACAGUGAGCUAAAGCUGUUUGUGUGUGUGUGUGUGUGUGUGGAAGAGAGCAGAGAAAACGAUUUUCUAGUUUUCACACCGACUGAUUAUCUCGUUCGAAGGAUAACAUAAGGAAUCGUCAAGUUAUCUACGUGUGUGUGUGUGUGUGUGUGUGUGUGAGUGAGUGAGUGAGUGAGAGUGAGUGAUGGCUGCAUCACUGUAGUGGGUCGGGCCGAACCUCGUAUCUUCUUCUUGUUUUCUUUUUCUCAUCUCUCCAUUCGGUGCUCUCAUGAACAAACGCACAUGGAUUAUUGUCGAUAGGAAUUGUGCCUAGAAUCUCUUUGGACUUGGUUGGUGGAUUUGCUCAGCACCUCCACCACAAUCGUUGUGUUGCCACCCAGGCACUCCCCAUCAAAACGGAUAAUAGGAGCCAAAAAGAUAUAUCCAGUAACACUUCAGCCACAAUAGGGAACAAGGCGCCGAACGGGCGGUCGACCGGAUCGCCGAAAGAGUCCGGCACCGCGGUCACCAGUGUCAAACUAGUGGCUGUGCCCAGCCCCAACAAGCUCACCACCUCUCAACCCCUGAAACAGGUUCAGUCAAAGAGUGGAGGCGGCCGGCCGAAACCGCAGUCGGUCGAAAAACAGAGCUACGUCGCCUAUGCGGCGGGUGAAACGACGGAUCGCCAGCAGCCGCAGCAUCCGCCGAGCCGCCGCAGCUGGUCGACGGCCAUCGUCAUGGGCUGCUUCGGCCGCAGCUCCUCCAAAUCGGAUGCGGAGGAGAGCAAACGGCGUAAAGAGGCCAACAAGAAGAUCAACCAGCAAAUACAAAAGGACAAGCAAGUCUACAGGGCAACACAUCGGCUUCUUCUGCUCGGAGCCGGUGAAUCGGGCAAGAGCACCAUAGUCAAACAGAUGAGGAUUCUCCACGUUGACGGAUUUAGCGAGGAGGAGAAGAUACAAAAGAUUGAAGACAUCAAAAAGAAUAUACGUGAUGCCAUCCUGACAAUAACAGGAGCCAUGAGCACGCUAACGCCGCCCGUCUCGUUGGAGAAUCCUGCCAAUCAGUUUAGAGUCGAUUACAUUCAGGACGUUGCCUCGCAGCCGGAUUUUGAUUAUCCACCUGAAUUCUACGAUUAUACAGAGGUUCUAUGGCAAGACAGGGGCGUUCAAGCCUGCUACGAACGCUCAAACGAGUACCAGCUGAUUGAUUGUGCCAAAUAUUUUCUGGAUCGAGUGCACAUCGUUAAACGGUCCGAUUACACACCUACCGAACAGGACAUCCUACGUUGUCGUGUCUUGACAUCCGGUAUUUUUGAGACGAGGUUCCAGGUCGACAAAGUCAACUUUCAUAUGUUUGACGUGGGCGGUCAGCGGGACGAGCGGCGUAAAUGGAUCCAGUGCUUCAAUGACGUCACUGCCAUCAUCUUCGUGACGGCCUGUUCGUCGUACAACAUGGUCCUGCGCGAAGAUCCCAGCCAAAACAGACUUCGCGAAUCCCUUGACCUUUUCAAAUCCAUUUGGAAUAACCGGUGGCUCAGGACGAUAUCUGUUAUUCUUUUUCUCAACAAACAGGAUUUGCUGGCGGAGAAAGUUCGAGCCGGCAAAUCUCGUCUGGAUGAAUACUUUCCCGAUUUUUCACGUUACGUCACCCCACCAGAUGCCGCUACCGAACCUGGAGAAGAUGCAGAGGUGGUAAGAGCAAAGUAUUUUAUCCGAGAUGAGUUCCUCCGUAUUUCAACGGCCUCUGGUGAUGGCAAGCAUUAUUGUUACCCUCAUUUCACCUGCGCCGUAGACACGGAGAAUAUCCGGCGUGUCUUUAACGACUGCCGAGACAUCAUCCAACGGAUGCAUCUCCGACAGUAUGAACUCCUUUGAAAAAUGAAGGGAAACAAAAAAAAACUAAAGGAAAAAUUGCCACUCGCGCACAUUUAAGGAAAGAAAGGAAGAAAAAAAAAACAAAACAAACCUGUCCCGCCAUCCUCCCUCCUCUUAUCCCCAGCACACACACCUUAUGCACGUUACCACCCGCUUCGGUGUGAUUCAUUUCCUCUUCGUCAACGAUCCUCCUCGUUCUUUCCUUUUCCCUCUCGCCUGUCCUCUUUUUACCUUCCCAUCGAGUCAUUGGCGUUUCAUAUAGUACUAUAUUAUAUAUCCUUCCCCUCAACUCCAUCCACUCGAUAUGCCAAGAAAGAAAAAGCGGACGAGGAGAUCAAAGUUCUUCUUCUUCUGUCACACACACACACUGACUCUCUCUCUGUCUGUCGUUCUUUCUCCACGUCCAUAAUUUGAAUAUGAUCGUGACGCACAAACAAACCCAAAACAAGCAGCAGCUACUGAGGGAGAGAGAAAAUGUGAAACACAAAACACACAAAUUCACAGAAGAAGAUGUGUGAAAGAAGGAAAAGAAACCAUUUCGUGUGUGUGUGUGUGUGUGUGUGUGUGUGUGUGAGAGCCAGAGUGAGUGUGAGUGGAAUGUCACGGUGUCUGUGUGCGCGCAGUGCGUUUUGUUCUCGCUCUUUUUCUUCUUGUCGAAGAAAAAAACAAAACAAAUUCCGGAUUGGAUUUUAUUGUUUUCUUUUGAAGGAGGAAAGGUAUCGGAAGAAAAAGAAGAGGAAAGAAAAAAAAAUAUGUAAAUCCCGCGGUGUCAUUUUAUUUUUUAUUUUAUUUUGUUAAUUGGGCUCCGUGUGAUUAUUUGCAAAAAGAUGAACAAAAUGGAAUCUUCGUCGUCUUUUCCUACCCAUUGCAAAAGAAGAAAAAAGAAGGCGAUUCGUUUUUAAAGAUAACACAAAUUUCGUACAUGUAUUUUUUAGGUUGAAUAUGUGUUCAGCAACCACAACAAAAUGAAGAAAGAAAAUACCCUCAACAACAAAAACAACAAAUUGUCACCUUUCAUUUUCCAUCCUCCAUUUUUGCGACUCCCACCAGAUGCGCGCGGGGGGCGAUUGGGUUCGAUAAAAAAAAAAGUAAAUUUACUUGAAAAACUCAAAAUGAGUUUUACCUGAAGGGUGAAAAAAAAAAUUUUCAAAAAACAUUGAAAAAGAAACGUAUCUUGUGUCAAAUGAGGCCAGUGUUUUUCGUAUACCCUAUCGCCCCCUUCUCUCGUCCGUGUGCUCCAUUUGAAAAAGAAAAGAAAGAAAAAAAAAAAGGAAAAAUCAAAUUUUGGUUCUUAAUUAUUAUUAUUUGUCUGUGUGUGUGCGUGCGUGUGUGCGUGUCAUGACGGACUGUGCGACGACAAAGUCAUCCCCUCACGAUCCAACCAAACAAACAAAAAAAAAAGGAGAAGAAAACAAAACGUGAGACGGUUGUAAUUUUUUAUUUGUUUGUGUUCGCCUCAUUUGCCAUUCACCUGCCAAAAUUUGUUUUUAUAUUUUUUUCCUUCUUCUAAUUCUUCUUUUCUUUAAUAAAAGAAAAAAAAAAGAAAAAAAAAAAAAGAAUGGAGACAUUUGACCUUUCCCUCCCCCUCGUCACUUAUAUAUGUAUAUACUAUACAUGUAUAUGUCUUUAAAAAAAUCUUUUUAUUAUUCGAGGACACCAAACUUAUUUUGAAAAUUAUUGUUUUAGCAGUGACUUACGUUGCCAAGAAAAGGAAUGAAAUGUUUUUUCUUCUGUUGGUUAUACUUUUAUGUUGUUCUUAAAAGUCGUAUUGAUGAUCCCCUUCCCACCAUGAAAGUUGAAAUUGGGCGAUGGAUCGUGUCAAAUUUCUCUCUCUCUUUCGCAAUCCCAAACGGUUGUCGUCAUCCGCUUGCACAAGACUUUAGAAGCUAAAACGUUAAAAACCACGGACUAAAUUCUUAAACUUAAAAGAAAAAUCGCAGCUAAACUAAUUUGAUAUUAAUUUUAUCAUUUUUUUUUUCAAACUAAAUCUGGCCAUUGUUUUGUUUUUUUCUUAUUUUGAAAUUUGAGUUGAAUCUCCUUUUUUUGUUUUUGGCCGCUAACUUGAAAAGCUAACAUGUUAAAAUUCGUACUUGAUGUACAUUCUAUUUUUUCCAGGCAUGCUAUCAAUUGAAUCUGUUUAUCCACCAGAAUCUUCAGUAGAGAGAAAGAAAGAGAGAGAGAGAGUUAAGAGAUAUGUGACGCCCUGCGAUGGCAAAAAAAAAAAAAAAAAAAAAAAAAAGAUAAGAUGAAAACAAGUAUUUUUACGUCCAUUUCGAUUGUGUAAUCCCCCAUCCCAUGCUCCUUUUUUUCGUGAGAAAAAAAAAGGAAUAUCGGCAAAAUUGUUUGUUUUUUUAUUCACGAUCCCAGUGUCUCCUUCUCUCGCUCCCCAAAUCCCUCCCCCAUGUCCCCCGCCACACACAGACAUGAAAACACCAAGCAUCUUUACCGUCGAUUUUUUUUUUCAAAAACCCGUGACGUUAUUGUAUAUUGUGUACUUGUGAAUAAAAUUUAUGACGUCAUCUUUAACUAAAAA